Cladophialophora yegresii CBS 114405 is the source of this 1194-nucleotide messenger RNA. RefSeq lists its product as uncharacterized. Lineage: Eukaryota; Fungi; Ascomycota; Eurotiomycetes; Chaetothyriales; Herpotrichiellaceae. The transcript has 2 exons. The coding region runs from base 1 to 1194 and encodes 397 amino acids. The record is from RefSeq and is a predicted model, not a curated record.
AUGAUAUUCUCGCGGUCACCGUUCCCUUUGGAGGACGUUUCAGAUCAACACCUCCAGCAGCUGUGCGAGGUGCUCUGGAGCUGGAAAAUCUGUCUGCGCUGCAGAGCUGGCCAAGGCUGCACAGUGCCAGAGUGCCCAUGGCCACGAUCCCUCCGCCUGGCCCGAUAUUUCGCAUUCUACAAGGACAUUACGGCCAGCUACGUCCCUGAGUUUCUCCCCGGUUGUCAUCCUGCCUUGAGAAGUCAUGAGGAUCUGUUCGAGAUCAUCCGAGCGCUGAAGACCCAGCCUGAUGUGCCCCGUUCACAGCUGACACAGCACUACUUCUCAAAUAGAGACGGUGGCAAUGCUCCUCUGCCACCCGUUGCCGACCAGGACAGAGCUGUCAAUCUCGCGGUCAGAGCUAUGACCAUGAUUAAAUGCUCUGCAGACAGGCAAUCUUCGGAUUCCCUCGAAUUAGGAAUCAGACCUCUACAAUGGCGGCAGGAAAUCUCGCUCUCUCAGUUUCUCAGGGAAGCAUUCCCGAAGACGAACCACCCUGCGCUCGGCGAGAAGGACAACACAGGCAGCUCAGUAGAGAUCAAGGCCAACCUGACGGCACAGAGACUCAAGAAGGUCGCCGGCCUGAAGUUCCAGCCGACGAACGAUCUUAGAGAACAUCUGAAGCUCGACCAAAAGCUUGGAGUUGUGCUGAUCUUCGACCACACAGCUUUCCUGACCGAACACCUGAUUGCGAGCCGGUCUAUCUCCACGAAUGCCUCUGCCGGCCAAGCCAUCGAGUUAGGAAACCUUCCACGCCAACUGACGCUCGAAUCCCUCGACUCUGUACAACGAAUCCUCUUUCCGCCGGACCUACAGUCACAGUCCCUCCUGCGGUCGCUCGUCUCCAAAGCCGGUUUUGACCCUGACUGCAUGCGCUUUGAGUCCGCUCCUCACCGCUCCGACAGCGAGAACGACAUCGUGUACCAGCAUUUCUGUGCUAAGCUCAUGGACCUCUACGACGAGCUCCUCAAUCCGACUCCACGCAGCGUGGUUGACAAAUGGGUCGAGAAAAGAAGCGGCGCCAGGCACGUCAUGAUGGCGACGCUCGUCGGCGUUAUCAUCGCCAUCUUUCUCGGAAUACUCGGCCUUGCUGUUUCCAUCUUCCAGGCAUGGGUCGGCUAUCAGGCCUGGAAACAUCCCCUACCCAACGUCUGA